CUCUCCCACUUCCACUCCCCCAGCCCAUCCUCGCCCUAGAAAAUCCCCACCAAAAGGGUGAGGGGAGAGCCGCCGGCCGCGGAAAGUCGAGUCAUGCGAAGUCUCCCCUGACGAGAAUGAGGAAAAAAAGCUGAGGCCUACUAUUUCUAGAUCGAUCCGAAAACCCAGCCCCCGAUCCGGCCAUGGCAUCCCGCCGGGUCCUCUCCUCCCUCCUCCGUUCCUCCGCCCGCCGCUCCCCGGCGUCCAAAUCCGCCUUCCCGGCUGCCCGGAGCCCUUCCACUUCCCCGAUCUCGCGCCCCUCCCCAGCCGGCUUCCUCCUCUCCCGCGCCGUCGAGUACGCGACCGCCGCGGCGGCGCAGGCCCCUCCGACCCCGCCGUCGCCGGUGAAGGCCGCCGGUGGCCACACCGGAAAGAUCACCGACGACUUCACCGGGGCCGGCGCGAUCGGGCACGUGUGCCAGGUGAUCGGUGCCGUCGUGGAUGUCCGGUUUGAUGCGGGGCUGCCGCCGAUCCUGACGGCUCUCGAGGUGCUUGACAACUCGAUCCGCUUGGUUCUGGAAGUCGCGCAGCAUCUCGGGGAGAACAUGGUGAGGACCAUCGCCAUGGAUGGGACGGAAGGGCUCGUCCGUGGUCAGAGGGUCCUGAACACCGGGUCUCCAAUCACCGUCCCAGUUGGGAGGGCAACCCUUGGACGCAUCAUAAAUGUUAUUGGUGAACCAAUCGAUGAGAAGGGUGAAAUAAAGACAAAUCACUUCCUUCCCAUCCAUCGCGAGGCACCUGCUUUUGUUGAGCAGGCGACUGAACAGCAGAUUCUUGUUACUGGAAUUAAGGUUGUUGAUCUUCUGGCUCCUUAUCAGAGGGGAGGAAAGAUCGGACUGUUUGGUGGUGCUGGUGUCGGGAAGACUGUACUUAUUAUGGAACUGAUCAACAAUGUUGCUAAAGCUCAUGGUGGCUUCUCUGUCUUUGCUGGUGUCGGAGAACGUACUCGUGAGGGCAAUGAUUUGUACAGAGAAAUGAUUGAGAGUGGUGUAAUUAAGCUUGGUGACAAGCAGGGUGAAAGCAAGUGUGCUCUUGUGUAUGGGCAAAUGAACGAGCCUCCAGGUGCUCGUGCGCGUGUUGGUUUGACUGGUUUGACAGUCGCUGAGCACUUCCGGGAUGCUGAAGGACAAGAUGUGCUUCUCUUCAUUGACAACAUUUUCCGGUUUACCCAGGCAAACUCUGAAGUGUCUGCGUUGCUUGGUCGUAUCCCAUCCGCUGUCGGUUACCAACCAACUUUGGCUACUGAUCUUGGAGGGCUGCAAGAACGUAUUACAACAACAAAGAAGGGUUCCAUUACCUCAGUGCAAGCUAUUUAUGUGCCUGCUGAUGACUUGACGGAUCCAGCUCCGGCAACGACCUUUGCCCAUCUUGAUGCUACAACUGUGUUGUCACGACAGAUUUCUGAGCUUGGUAUCUAUCCUGCUGUCGAUCCUCUAGACUCCACAUCUCGAAUGCUUUCACCACAUGUAUUAGGUGAAGAGCACUACAACACUGCUCGUGGUGUUCAGAAGGUUCUUCAGAAUUAUAAGAAUCUUCAAGAUAUUAUUGCAAUUUUGGGAAUGGAUGAGCUUAGUGAAGAUGAUAAAUUGACUGUGGCUCGUGCUCGAAAAAUUCAACGGUUCUUGAGCCAGCCUUUCCAUGUUGCUGAAGUGUUCACAGGUGCACCUGGAAAGUAUGUUGAAUUGAAAGAGAGUGUUAACAGCUUCCAGGGUGUUUUGGAUGGAAAGUAUGAUGACCUUCCUGAGCAAUCAUUUUACAUGGUUGGAGGCAUUGAGGAAGUCAUUGCCAAAGCUGAGAAAAUUGCCAAGGAGUCUGCCACAUGAUAGAGAUUUCUUUUUCUAUUUAAUAAUUAAACAUGGCAGCUGGUGAUAUCUGCAUCUAAAAAGGCUGUAUUUUUGUGGUCAAUAUUUAUAUGCUUUUUGUGCUUUGUUAAUAAUGGCUGGACUAGUGAUUUUUGGGAAAAGAGCAGGUGUACGGUGGUUUGAGAUCUUUUUUGCAGAAUAAAAAAUUCAGAAUUGUUUAGUUUCUUUCAUUAAGCUA
Molecule: messenger RNA, 2079 nt
Organism: Phoenix dactylifera (date palm)
Lineage: Eukaryota; Viridiplantae; Streptophyta; Magnoliopsida; Arecales; Arecaceae
Product: ATP synthase subunit beta, mitochondrial-like
Biological process (GO): proton motive force-driven mitochondrial ATP synthesis; proton transmembrane transport
Cellular component (GO): proton-transporting ATP synthase complex
Molecular function (GO): ATP hydrolysis activity; ATP binding; proton-transporting ATP synthase activity, rotational mechanism
Source: RefSeq, a predicted model, not a curated record